Messenger RNA from Zychaea mexicana, 1221 nucleotides. RefSeq lists its product as uncharacterized. The coding region runs from base 1 to 1221 and encodes 406 amino acids. The record is from RefSeq and is a predicted model, not a curated record. Lineage: Eukaryota; Fungi; Mucoromycota; Mucoromycetes; Mucorales; Lichtheimiaceae. The transcript has 9 exons.
AUGUCAUUCCCAAAUUAUGAAUUCGAACCGCAUAAAAAUGAAAAACUGAAGUUUUUCUCGGAAGUGAAUGCACAAUAUUGGCAGUUUGAAACGUUUUUGCGAGCUUAUCCAGAGGAUAAAAUUAAAAAAAAUCUCUUGGACAAUAUAAACGGCCUCAACUGGGUGAAAAAGCAGUAUAUUGACGAUAAGUUGCGCACCAAUCCCUCUCAACAAAAACUGGACAACAUUGGAAGUUCGAUCGAAGCUACAACUAUAGUAAACUCGGGCAUUAUUUCCCUUGGAGAUAAUAACAACAGCACUCAAACAGACAGAUUGAAAAGGCCUCAUGCCAAUAGUAGCAGUGCUUACAGUAAUGAUAUUGGCGAUGGCAGUAACAAAAAAAAGGCCCACGUUGGUGAUCAAGAAUUUACGGAACAAUAUAUGGAUGAAGUUGAUGAAGAAGAAGAAGAGGUGCAAGCCAACGAUUGCUUCUACCUAGCCAAUGCGAUCAAAAAGAAGAUCAAAGCUGCAAAAGCUAUUUACGGUCAAAAUUCACGCAGUGGAACUACUAAAGAAGCAAUGGUUGUCCGUACUGGCCAAGUCGAUCAGGAAAUGAAGGCCGGGCUAGCAGCUUUGGAACGAGAGGUGGUCGAGCGCCUUGAUAGGCGUGACAAGGAUCUAGUUAUCGAAUUAAAUGCUGAUUUCUGUAUUUUAGAUAGGAGAGUGUUGAAAAAUGAUAAUGGACAAGCUGAACAGAUUAUAGCACAAAAGUCUGAGGAAUACCAUGCUUUGAUGAAUGUUCCCGAGCUCAGGGCGGACCUCAUUCGAGCAACAGAAGAUUAUAAUGGAAGCAUCGGUGCCACUGAGCAAAAAGCCGUUCAAUCGGCAAAGCUGAAUAUGAAGCUCCUCAUCGGCUGUUUGAGCCGUAAUCUGCUGACGCCACGCAUUCCACUUUUUCCGGGCCGGGAUGUGAUUGCAUACCCAGAUAUCGCACGCGUCACCACAUGUAACUUUUGCGGCGACAUCUUCUUGCAUCAGCAUAACACGUAUCAUCGCUGUCCAGAUCGUAACGGCGACGUCCUUAGCUCUCAAGAACACGAGCUUCUGUACGUACGGGCACUCUACGCACAUGACAUUCUCGACGAUCUACAACUAGAGCUAAAUGGCACUAUAUUGGAACAGCAAGGGAUUCGGUCUUUUGAUGCAGUGGCGAUAUUGACCGAGAUUCUUCUCUUCUUUUAA